Molecule: messenger RNA, 1062 nt
Organism: Aspergillus fumigatus Af293
Lineage: Eukaryota; Fungi; Ascomycota; Eurotiomycetes; Eurotiales; Aspergillaceae
Product: putative transcriptional regulator
Cellular component (GO): nucleus
Source: RefSeq, a predicted model, not a curated record
AUGGCACCUCGGUAUGCCGUGUCCGACUCGGACAACGAUUCCGACUCGAGCCAAUUAGCAGCACCUUCAAAGCCCUCCGAUGGAGCUCUCGAAAAAGCCCUACGCGACGCGGUCGCGAAGAUCUACCAGUCAGGGAAAAUGGAGGAAUUGACUGUCAAGCGAGUACGAUUGGCGGGAGAGAGAGCACUUGGAUUAGAGGAAGGGUUCUUCAAAGGGGAUAGCACAUGGAAAGCGAAGAGUGAUCAGAUUAUCAAGGACGAAGUGGAGGUGCAAGACAGGCUCGCACAGGAACCGGCGCAGGAGGAGGAAGUAGAAGUAGCUGAAGAAGAUAUUACCUUGUCUCCCCAAAAGACCUCGAAACCUACCAAACGCGCAAAACCUACAAGUACGCAUACGUCAAGGAAACGCAGGAAGACAGCAACGCUAGAGCCUAAGGUCUCAGAUGACGACGAAACCGGUGCGCUCAGCGCCAGCGAGAACGAUAUCAAGAACGCUACCGGAAGACAGUCAAAAACUGAAUCAGAACGGGCUGACUCGGCUAACGCAGCCAAGGAUGCCGCCGAUAUUGACAAUGUUGCUUCGGAGAGUGAAAUGUCGGUUGUCCUAGAUGAGGAACCCAAACCCAGCCGCAAACGAGGAAAAAGCUCAGAGAGCACAUCGGCGAAAGGCAAAAAGAAGGUCCCAGCCAAAUCAAAGGACGCGAAUCUUGAUCCCAACGAAGCCGAAAUCAAGCGUUUACAAGGGUGGCUAGUCAAAUGUGGUAUUCGCAAGGUGUGGUCUCGGGAGCUGGCUCCGUAUGAUACACCAAAAGCGAAGAUCAAGCAUCUCAAGGACAUGUUGAAGGAUGCAGGAAUGGAUGGGCGCUACUCACUAGAAAAGGCUAAACAGAUCAAAGAGAAACGAGAGUUUGAAGCCGACCUCGCCAUGAUCAAAGAGGGUGAAAAGCAUUGGGGCCGGGGGAGUGUGGAAGAGGAAAGUGACAACUCUCGACCUCGACGGAGACUCAAUCGGGGUCGACAGACUCUGGCUUUCCUAGAAAGCGAUGGGGAAGAGACCGAUUGA